This is a messenger RNA of Cetraspora pellucida, 2126 nucleotides long. The record is from the annotation of a GenBank genome assembly. Lineage: Eukaryota; Fungi; Glomeromycota; Glomeromycetes; Diversisporales; Gigasporaceae.
AGCUAAUGGCUACCAUUGGAAGUUCGGAAAAGACUUCUGUACAAGUUGCCAUCCGAAUAAGACCAAUAGUAAAUGAAGCUUCAUCCAUAAAGCAAUCUCGAUUUCAACGCCCUGUGGUUGCUACUUCACCGCAAUCUCCAAAUCAGGUGGUAGUACAAGGAGAAAAGAAACAAUGCUUUAAUUUUGAUUAUGUUUUUGGCCCCGAGGCUGAACAAUCUGAAGUCUAUGAAAAUGCUGUCGAGAAACUAGUCCAUCAGUUUUUAGAGGGUUACAAUGUGACGAUCCUAGCCUAUGGUCAGACGUCAUCCGGUAAAACUCACACAAUGGGUACCGCAAACAACCAUGAUAUUCCUUCGGAAUCUAAAGGAAUAAUUCCACGUGCCAUCUCAACUCUAUUCAAAACAAUGAAUUCUUCGCAGCUGAAAUCUCGAAACUUUUCAAUUAAAGUUAGUUUCAUUGAAAUUUAUAAUGAAGAUCUAAUAGAUUUGCUUGCGGAUAAUGUUGGCGAUGAUAAACCUCAAGUUAUCAUAAGAGAAGAUUCUAAAGGAAAUAUAAUUUGGAAUGGUCUGCAAGAGAUUAAAGUUAAUGGUGUUGAGGAAGUUAUGAGUCACUUAUCUCGAGGUUCUCAAAAUCGUCAAGUAGGUGCAACGGAUAUGAAUGCCCAAUCUUCAAGAUCUCAUGCAAUAUUUAGUGUCACGAUGACCCAGUAUGUCAACUCCAGUAACCCUCCAAAUUCUCCGAUAUCACCUACUAGUCGACCAUCAACACCUUCAAAAAUAAGGCCAGGAAGUAGUUUGAGAUUGAGUAGGAAAUUAGACGAUAGUGAAAGUGUGUCUAUUUCAAGUAAAUUUCAUUUUGUAGAUUUGGCUGGUAGUGAAAGGCUGAAAAGAACAUCAGCUAUAGGGGAACGUGCAAAGGAAGGCAUCUCCAUAAAUUCGGGUCUUUUAGCUCUAGGCAAUGUAAUCUCCGCUCUUGGCGAUCCUACUAAAGCUAAACACAUAACUCAUAUUCCAUAUCGUGAUUCUAAGCUUACUCGUUUGUUGCAAGACUCUUUAGGUGGUAACGCGCGAACUUUAAUGAUUGCUUGCGUAUCACCUGCUGAGUCAAAUCUUACCGAAUCUCUAAAUACUCUUAAAUAUGCUAAUCGUGCGAGAAAUAUUAAGAAUAUUGCAACUGUUAAUUCUGAAGAAGUUGGUUGGAAUGAUUUAGAUCAUUUACGAACAUUGGUUUUGAAAUUGCGAAGAGAGAUUAAAGCACUGAAAAGUACAAGUUUACCAAAUGGUUUAAUUGAUGGAAACGAAUCUUGCAGUUCUGGGAGAAAUACUCCUACUAUGAUGUCCGGAAGAAAUACUCCUACUAUGAUGUCUGGAAGGAAUACACCUAAUACACCUACGUCGGCAUAUGGAGGGCACGGAGGAGGGUCGAAAAGAUCCUCAACAAGUCUUUCUAUAGUAACAAAUGCAGAUGAAUUUGCAAAAUCACAGAAUGACAAAGAUAUUGAAAUCCUUGAAGAACAAUUAAUAGAGUUACAAAGAUCUUAUGCUGAAUUAUCUCAAAAAUAUGCAAAAACUUCUGCUGAACUUGCCAUUCAUCAAGAAAAUAUGGAUUCGUCAUCUCUACAUGACUCUCCUGAUGUUGGAACUCCAACAAAUUCUAAAUUUGCUCCUCAAAAUUGUUUAGAGUCUAUAUCUGAAGAAGCUGAGGAUGAACUAAAACUGGCAAACUUCCAAAAAGUUGUAGAACCCGUAAUUGAAGAAUAUGAAAAAUCAAUUUCAAAUUUGGAAUCUCAAUUAGCACUUACAAGAGCUGCUCUAAGUCAUACAGAAACGAUUAUGCAAGAACAAGAAUCAAAACUCGCGCAUGCUGAACGAAUCAAUGAACAAAAUAUUGCUCUUAUUAAUGAUUUAAGAUUAAAAAUUGCAAAUUUGACAGAACAUGAAAUUACUAACGAAGGAUACAUUAGAGAUUUGGAACGUAAAUUGGAGGCUUUUGUGUUGGAACAACAGAAAGAUCAAGAAUUAAUUAAUGAAUUAAAGAAUAAGAUAGUACAUUUGAAAAAUAAUUCGGAAAAUAGUGAAGGAUACAUUAGCGAUUUGGAAUCAAGACUGAAAGGAAGUGAGGAACAA